This is a messenger RNA of Acanthosepion pharaonis, 4431 nucleotides long. NCBI's taxonomy places the organism in Eukaryota, Metazoa, Mollusca, Cephalopoda, Sepiida, Sepiidae. The record is from the annotation of a GenBank genome assembly.
AUGCGCACAGACAUGUUUACAAGAGAAAAUGGGGACCGACCAUCUGUGCCAAAUAUUGCCAUCAUCCUUACGGAUGGUGUUUCAAAUGUCAAUGCUUUUGAAACAAUACCUCAGGCAAAGACUGCUCGUGCCGAAGGAAUACAAAUUUAUGCUAUUGGUAUUGGUUUGGCUGAUACAAAAGAGUUGGAUGGAAUUUCAUCAAAACCAAUUCAGAAAUAUCGCUAUACAGUGAGGGAAUUUGAUGAGCUGAAAGAUUUGAAGCAGAAAAUCUUUGCAAAGUUCUGUCCAGGCCGAAAACCAGCCAAACCAUCUCCAAGUGAAGUAGAGACUGGUCAGGAUAUAAUUUUGAUGUUGGAUACCAGUGUUGAUAUUUCUCUCUUCCAAUGGAUGAUUGCAUUUGCUCGUGCUUUUACUGGUCAAGCUGAUGUGAACUCUGGCCAAAUGAGAAUUGGUCUGAUGGUAUUCAGUGAUGAACCAUAUGUCGAAGCACAACUUAAUUCCCAUAUGAAUCAGGCUGAUCUCUUGCAAGUGGUUGAUUCUCUCCCUCACAAGAAAGGAAAAUCAGAUAAGGCUCGGGCUUUCAGGAAAGUCACUACACAAAUGUUUACACCAAUUAAUGGUGAUCGCCCAAAAGCUGCCAACAAGAUCAUCCUUCUGACUGGGGCCAAAACCGCUGACUCGGCUAGGGUGAAGGAAGAAGCUAGAUUGGCCAAAGAAAAUUCUGGAGCUGAAGUCUUUGUGUUAGGCCUAAAUGCUUCAAAUCCUGAAGAACUUAAUGCCAUUGGUUCAUUGCCAACUGAUGAACAUGUCUUCCUCUUUAAAGAUCCUUCUGUGGUACUAAGAGAAACUGCAAGACUCUUGGACAAAAUACAAGAAGAAUAUAUUCCCCCAGUACCAAAACCAACCCCAGCUACUACCACAACUCGCCGUACGAAACCUCCUAAGCCAACACCCAGAAGAACAACCCCAAGAAGAACAACACCAAGAAGAACAACACCAACCACCACUACAACCAGACGUACUACCACCACCACUACUACUCGGCGACCUACUCCACCCAGAGUUUACCGACCCUCAGAAUGCACCUCCAAAUCAGAUAUUCUUUUCAUUGUCGACUCAUCUGGCAGUGUUGGUGAUGAAGAUUUCCGUAAAGAGUUGGACUUUGUCUAUCGUACAAUUGAUAGUCUUGAUAUUGACUCAGGACUGUACAAUGUUGGCCUGAUCAGUUUCAGUGACCAGGCUCGAAUUGAAUUCUACUUGAAUUCUUACCUCAGCAAAGAAGAGCUUGAGAAUGCGACUGCUUCUGUGAAGUAUGUCUAUGGAUCAACUCACACUGCCAUGGCAUUCCGUGUUGCACGAGAAGCCAUUUUUACUGAAGUUAAUGGUGAUAGACCAGAUGCUCCUAACCUGAUUAUUAUGAUCACUGAUGGACAAUCUAAUAUUAAUCAUGAGGAAACUUUGCCACAAGCUCAAAUGCUGAAAGAUAGUGGUGUAACUAUCUUGACUGUGGCUAUUGGCUUUACCACACAUACUGAUGAACUUAUUGGUAUGACAUCUAAACCAGUUCAAGAAAAUCUUUUCUAUGUUGACCGUUUCAGUGGACUUGAAGACUUGCAUACUAAAAUUGUGGAACCCAUUUGCAAAGACCGAAAUCACUGUGAAAACAACCCUUGUAAAAAUGGUGCUGAAUGUUAUGACACUCUGCGUGAUUAUAUUUGCAUAUGUGCUGAAGGAUAUUUUGGCCCUGACUGUGAGAAAACCUGUCCUCAGCCAGCUGAUAUUGCCUUCGUCUUUGACACUUCAUCUUCUGUUGGAAUUAAUGCAUUCAACCAAAUGAAAUCAUUUGUUGAGAAUCUAAUACGAGAUCUUGAAGCUGACAAAUGUGAUCACCACAUUGCUGUGAUGAAAUACAGUUCUCGUUCCAUUGUUGAAUUUAGUCUAAACCGUUAUAAUAACCCAGAAUCAAUGAUCAGAGCUAUCAAUGGCAUGUCUUAUACCAGAGGACAUGCUAAUAUGGCCAAUGCUAUGAAAGCUCUCCGACAGCGGAUUUUCAAUGGACAAAAUGGAGACCGUCCCACUGUAAAGAAUAUUGCCUAUCUGCUGACUGAUGGUCAAGUGGAUAUUGCUAAAGAAGAAACUCUCAGUCAAGCUGAACUGACCAUCUCCUCAGGAAUCCAUGUGGUACCAAUUGGUUUUGAUUUACGUAACAGAGAGGAAGUUGAUUCCAUUGCAGCAUCACAGGGUAUCAAAUCUGUAGAGAUCCUCUCUGCUUCUGAUGUUGGAAGCCUCAGUGAAUCUCUACUCUAUGCUGUAUUUGACUCUGAGGAUCGCUGCAAUCCUAAUCCUUGCUCCAAUGGAGCUACCUGCAUUAAUCAGGCUCUUAGUUUCAGGUGUGAAUGUAUCCUUGGCUAUUCAGGAGAAACUUGUGAAAAACGAUGUGAAUCAGAAGCAGAUGUUGUGUUUGUUGUUGACACAUCCCGCUACAUUCCUCAAAGAUUGUUGAAGCAAGUGAAACGUAUGUUGCGCAGAACGAUCAAACGUUUGUCUUUCAAGAGCAAGAACAUGAGGGUUGGCCUUGUUUCAUUUGAUGAACAAGCAAGAGUCAGACUGUAUUUGGGUAACGGAGAUAGAAAACGCAAUGUCCUUGCAGCCAUUUCAUCUUUAAGGCCAGGCCAAACUAAUCCAAACCCAGGAAAUGCUCUACGUCUUGCAAACCAGCGCCUGUUUGAUUCUAGUAAUGGUGACCGCAGGGAUGUACCUAACUACGUUGUCCUUGUCACAAAGAGUGCACGUGAUUUAGAUAGUAUGGUUGCUCAAGCAUAUCACCUCAAAAUGAAAGGAACCAGAAUCAUUGCCAUUGCUCUUACGGGUACCACAGCAUCAACUGCAGUUGAUCUCAGUGAGAUUGUUUCCUUGCCAGUAGAAAAGAACAAAUACAUCAUUCCCAAUAACACUGAAGAUCAUGAAAUCUUUGACAUCAUUGAGAAUCUUGUAGAAGUAGUUUGCUAUGAAAGAGCUUGCUUGUAUAGUCCUUGCCACAAUGGUGGAACCUGUUUGCCUGAUGAUGGAACCUAUGUCUGUCAAUGUCCUUCUGGCUAUGCUGGCAGACAUUGUGAGACUGCUUGCAACCAAGAUGCUGAUGUAAUUUUCUUGUUGGAUUCAUCUGGAAGUGUAUCUAGAGAUGAGUUCCGGCAGAUGAAGGAAUUUGUGAUAUCUAUCUCUGAGAAAUUCUCAAUCGGUUACACCAAGACAAGAAUUGGAGCAGCAGCAUACAGUUCCAAAGCAUUCCUUGGCUUCAACUUGAAUACUUUUAAUUCUGCUAACAAACUUCGCAAUGCCCUUUCUUCUCUUCCAUACAUUUAUGGCAACACCAACAUUGCAGCUGGCUUGCAACUGGUCAGAAACAGAAUGUUACACUAUAAGGCUGGAGACCGACCGCAAAUACAGAACUUUGUUAUUGUCCUGACGAAUGGUCGAUCAAACAUUAACAGCAUAAUGACCAUCCCUGAGGCAGAGAAACUUAAGAAACAUGCCCAUGUGUACACAAUUGCCAUUGGCAGCUUUGAUAACUCAGAAGUUAAAGAUAUUGCAAGUGCACCAGCUGCUCUCAAUGCUUUCACUGUUCCUGAUUAUGAAUCUUUAUUUCAAAUUACAGACAGAAUUGUUGGAACAAUCUGCCAAACCUCCACACCAUGUGAUGAUAACCCUUGCCAAAAUGGAGGCAUAUGUGUACCUAGCAUUACAACCUACACAUGUGAGUGCAUCCUGGGGUACACAGGAAAAAAUUGUGAAAGACGUUGUGACCCUAAGAAAGACAUUGCGUUUAUUGUGGAUUCCUCAAGCAGCAUUGGAGCAGAGAAUUUCAAUCGUAUUCUCACAUUUGUCAGCAACCUGGUGGCUGAUCUAUCACAUGAGAAUAGUAAUAUUAGAUAUGCUUUGAUUACAUACAACACCGACGGAACUCUAGUCUUCAGGUUUGAUCGUUUCUUUCAUUCCAAACUAGUAAGACAGGUUAUUGAACAGACCGCCUAUUCACCAGGUUCUACCAACAUAGCUGCUGGUUUACGCAAUGCAGUUGAUGUCUUCUCUGAUGGCUAUGGUUCCAGAUCUGAUGCAGAUAACAUUGCCAUUCUCAUCACAGAUGGCUAUUCUAAUAUUGAUGCCCAUCUCACCAUCCCCACAGCUGAUGCUCUUAAAUCUAAAGUCAAGAAAGUGAUUGGUAUUGGUAUUGGCCUGACCAACACAGAUGAGCUAAUGGCCAUUGCUUCAGGAGAGAAUAAUGUCUUUUUGGCUACUGAUUUCAAUAGCUUACAGCAAAUUCAGUCAGAAGUGCUGGCAAGCACUUGUGAAGGAGAUGACAAAGUGGAGAUGGAGCUCCCAGAAGUAAUACCAGAUAUUGAGAAAGAACCCAUUAAGAUAGAAGUUGCCUAA